Molecule: messenger RNA, 1131 nt
Organism: Cornus florida
Lineage: Eukaryota; Viridiplantae; Streptophyta; Magnoliopsida; Cornales; Cornaceae
Exons: 3
Coding region: 1-1131 (376 amino acids)
Source: RefSeq, a predicted model, not a curated record
AUGGAGCAAGUGAAGAGGAAUAAGAAGCCGAGCUCCCACAACCCACAUCUAGUUCGUAUAAUCAAUGCAAUUCAUGGUCGGCCGGAACCUAGCAAGGAAUCCGUUGGUUGUCAGUUUGACAGUGGCAGAAUACCUGUACGAAGAGUUCUAAUCGAUCCUGGAAGUAGUGCGAAUGUCAUGCCGAGGGACACAUUUUAUCGGUUUGAGAUCAAGCCAGAAAAGGUCAAGCCCACUGGAAACCCCUUAUUAGGAUUUGAUGGCAAGAGGGUAGAACCCAUCGGUAUGGUGGAAGUGGAAGUACAAGCUGCGGAAAGAGUUCUGAUGAAAAAUUUUGUUGUUAUUGAGAUCCACCCCUCUUACAACCUCCUGAUGAGAAAAGGGUGGAUUCACAGGGUACAAGGUGUUCCCUCCACUCUGCAUCAGGUCAUGCAAUGUCUAGGGCCAGACGGAACUAAAGUGAUUGAUAUUCAUGGCGAUCAGAUCGAUCAUAAUAAACCGGAACGAACGACCAGAGCGAGAAUAAGACUCGACGAAGGAGAGAAGCAUGAGUUAAUUGAUUUCUUGUCUCGAAAUGCUGAUGUGUUUACUUGGAGCCACUCAGACAUGCUCGGAAUAAGCCCUUCGGCAUCUUGCCACUCCCUCAACGUCAAUCCGAAUGCGAAGCCUAUAAGGCAGAGGCAGAGAAGAAUCGCUCCAAAGCGUAACCGGAUCAUAGCCGAGGAGGUUAAUAGAUUGCUUGAUGCGGGAUUCAUUAGAGAAGUAUAUUACCUAAACUGGCUUUCGAAUGUUGUAGUUGUGCGAAAGAAGAAUGGGAAGUGGCGAGUAUGCAUUGAUUUCACUAAUUUAAACAAAGCUUGUCCGAAGGAUAGUUUCCCGCUACCAAAGAUUGAUCAAAUGGUGGACGCCACUAUUGGAUACGAACGUUUAACUUUCUUGGAUGUUUAUUCUGGAUACAAUCAAAUCCCCAUGAACCCGACUGAGGAGGAGAAAACUUCUUUUGUAACCGAACGAGGGACCUAUUGCUACAAAGUUAUGCCGUUCAGAUUAAAGAAUGCUGGGGCAACUUAUCAGAGAUCUGAUCAACAAGAUUUUCAAGGAUCAGAUGGGGAAGACUGUAGAGGCUUACAUUGA